This is a messenger RNA of Penicillium egyptiacum, 465 nucleotides long. The record is from the annotation of a GenBank genome assembly. NCBI's taxonomy places the organism in Eukaryota, Fungi, Ascomycota, Eurotiomycetes, Eurotiales, Aspergillaceae.
AUGAGUACCUUCAGGUACGGAGGCCCUCAUCAGAGGUGGAUUCACGUUGUCAAGCUACGUAUGGGCGGCGAGAGGACAGUUGGGAAUGCUAUUAAGAUCAUUCGAGAUACUGGUUUGGUGCCUUCUGGCUUUGAUAACUCAAAUGAGGGCGUGGUUGGCUGUAGAGAUUUUGUAUCGCAAUUGAUUUAUCAAUUGGAUAGGAACAGGUUUCUAAGGCUUCCGGCUGAUGCUAGCACCACUAUUUAUAACUCGUUCAACGAUCACUAUCAUAUGUAUGAUGACCCUGCUAUGGGUCAUGUUCCCACUCCUGUGGAGUAUGCUCUCUUUACAGAGUUAUACCAGCAUACGGCCAUCAACGGGAUCAAUUAUCACGAAACGCGUGAGUUGCCCAGCAGAUAUUUCCCCAGUUUCAUGGCAUUGAAUGCAAACGAGGUAUUGAUAGGCCGUUUCUUGGGCGGGCACUAG